Messenger RNA from Syngnathus acus (greater pipefish), 1835 nucleotides. RefSeq lists its product as uncharacterized. Lineage: Eukaryota; Metazoa; Chordata; Actinopteri; Syngnathiformes; Syngnathidae. The record is from RefSeq and is a predicted model, not a curated record. The transcript has 6 exons. The coding region runs from base 377 to 1069 and encodes 230 amino acids.
UCCGCUUGCAAGCGUAAAAUAGGCAAAUUGUCUCACGUGUGGUUCUUGCUGAAAAGGUAGCGUGAGGAAACCUUUAUCAAUCGGUUCCCACAUGCCCGUGACCCUCGUGAGGUUAAGCGAUUCAGAUAAUUGACGUAUGGAUUUGUUCUUUCUCUUCUGUAUUGUACGUAUAAGCCUAACCAGGGAGAUUUUGACCUUUCCAACUUCCUAAAAUGUUUACCGAGUAGAGAAAUACUUUGGAUGCGAAUGGCACACAUGAUGAAAAGGUUUAGGUCCUGCUCCAGCUCUGUAGGGACACAUUGUGCUUUUGCCUCACAAUUGGAAGCACGCUCAGCGGUGCAUUUUUGAGAAAAAAUAUUAAGGAGAUGUUUUUUAGAUGACCAACGAAGAUUUCUUUGCAAAAAAAGGUUUGGACAUUAAACACGCAAUGAAUAUAGAAGGAAAUAUUGAAAAUGGAUUCCCUUUCCAUCCAGACGGUGACAUAGAUGUGGCUCCAGUUAUGGAACCUCGGCAAGCUUGGAUUAAGACAUUUGUCAAACGCCUUGGCUCUGGAACAGUAACAAUUGUUAUUUACACCGAAAAGAAGGCCUACAAACCAGGCGAAGGCAUCCAAGUCAUUGUUGAAGCCAUCAACCGGUCGACUUGCUCGUUGAUGCUCAAGUACAUAUUACAACGGACGCAAAGUCGGAUUUCCCCGGGUAAAAGGAUAACUGCCGUGUGUCCUAUCGCUGAGAAAGAUGCCAAGCAUGUUCGCGCCUACAGCAGAAAGAUGAUGCUCGAUGUGAUCACCGUCCCGAGAGGGAGCCCUCCCACCAUCUCCAUGGGUUCACCCAUUGAACUACACUACGAGUUGAAGGUCUGUGUGGAUAUGACUGGCUCAAACUCCGCUUACCUCAGCUGGCCAAUAGUUGUGCGCCCCAGCAGUCUACAUUCCGCCAAACGACAUCAACAGUCACUCAAAGCUUUAACUUUGAGAGAUGUUCUUCAUCCAAAUCCAAACCAGCAAAUGCAGAGGCCAAGAAAACGACCACGAAAAGCCAACUCUAUAGACUCGCCUCCUCGAUUUUGAAAUUUUUAACUACAAAACUAAUGAAGGUGGGAAACUAUCCAUCCAUCCAUUUUCUGUACCGCUUUGUCCCCACGGGGGUUGCGGGCAUGCUGGAGCCUAUCUCAGCGGCUAUCGGGCAGUAGGUAGGGGACACCCUGAACCGGUUGCCAGCCAAUCGCAGGGCACACAGAGACGACACACCUAGGAGCAAUUUGGAGUGCUCAAUCGGCCUACCAAGCAUGUUUUUGGGAUGUGGGAGGAAACCGGAGUACCCGGAGAAAACCCACGCUGUCAUGGGGAGAACAUGCGAACUCCACACAGGCAGGGUCAAAGGUGGAAUAGAACCCCCACCCUCCUAACUGUGAGGCGGAUUUGCUAACCAGUGGUAAACUAUUUCUCUACAAUAUUUAUCUUUUGCAUGAAAUUCAUAUAUUGGAUGGGAAUUUAAUCCAAGGAUGUAAAAGGUUAAAUGCUCAUAGAUGGCAAUUGCUCGUAAGUGUAGGUGAUUUAAUUAAGUGUAAGCAAACAAAUUGCAACCUAAUGGCUGUAUGUAUUUAUGUACAUUAUAUUUAUAUUUUAUAUUUAUUUUCAUGUGUGUGAGUGUAUCUAUAUGUGUAUAUAUUUCAUACAUUUUUAUUCAUGUAUUUUUAUUUUUUAAUGUAUUUUCAAAAUUGAGCUCUAUGUUAUGAUUAUGUUAAUUGUACUUAUUGUUGAGGCCACUGUAAAGGAGUUGUACAUACAGCUGUAUAAAUUUAAACUGAAAUAAAUUGUUACUCUUCAAACUCUC